This is a messenger RNA of Gastrolobium bilobum, 1322 nucleotides long. RefSeq names its product syntaxin-132-like. The transcript has 13 exons. Gene Ontology annotation, biological process: exocytosis; vesicle fusion; intracellular protein transport. Bases 175 to 1107 code for a protein of 310 amino acids. Lineage: Eukaryota; Viridiplantae; Streptophyta; Magnoliopsida; Fabales; Fabaceae. Gene Ontology annotation, cellular component: plasma membrane; SNARE complex; endomembrane system. The record is from RefSeq and is a predicted model, not a curated record. Gene Ontology annotation, molecular function: SNAP receptor activity; SNARE binding.
UUGUGUGAGUUUGUGGGUUGCCUUGCUUUGCUUCGCUGUCGUUUCGCCGGCCAACGACCAAAGACAAAAGAAUUGUUACCGUUUUGGUAUCUGAUUUCGACAUUACUCUUUGCUCUCUCUCUCUCUCUCUUUCUCUCUCUCUCUCGCUGCCUGUGUUUGAUUUGAUCCUUCAAGAUGAACGACCUCCUCAGUGAUUCAUUUGUUAGUGAGGCCAAUAAUGGUCAGCCUUCUAGACAAAGUGAUAUUGAAAUGGGAAUGCAUGUUCCGAGAAGCAACUCUGAUAUGGGAAUGGAAACUUUUAAUAAGCAGAUCCAAGAGGCUGAUAAACAAAUUGAUAAGCUGUCUGGGCUACUUCAAAAGCUAAAGGAAGCUAAUGAGGAAUCAAAAUCUGUUACGAAGGCAUCUGCCAUGAAAUCUAUUAAGAAGAGGAUGGAGAAAGAUAUUGAUGAAGUUGGAAAGAUAGCACAUGGAGUCAAAUCAAAAAUAGAAGCUAUAAACAAAGAUAACCUAACCAAUAGACAAAAGCCUGGCUGUGAGAAGGGGACAGGUAUAGAUAGAGCAAGGAUGAAUAUGACAAAUUCCUUGACUAAAAAGUUCAAGGAUCUCAUGAUAGAGUUUCAGACUCUUAGACAAAGAAUACAAGAUGAAUAUCGUGAGGUUGUGGAGAGAAGAGUUAUUACAGUCACGGGAACUAGGCCAGAUGAUGAGACAAUUGAUCACCUGAUAGAAACUGGAAACAGUGAGCAAAUCUUUCAGAAGGCGAUUCUAGAAGCAGGCCGAGGACAGGUCGUAAACACCGUAGAAGAAAUUCAAGAGAGACAUGAUGCUGUGAAAGAAAUUGAGAAAAAACUUCUUGAUUUACAUCAGAUAUACCUCGACAUGGCAGUCUUAGUUGAUGCUCAAGGAGAAAUUUUAGAUAACAUUGAAAGCCAGGUCAACAAUGCAGUCGAUCAUGUCCAGAGAGGGACAACUGCACUUCAAAAUGCUAAGAAACUCCAGAAGAACUCUCGAAAAUGGAUGUGCAUUGCCAUCAUUAUACUGUUGAUAAUAGUAGCUAUCAUAGUUGUUGGUGUUAUCCAACCUUGGAAGAGUAACAAGGGUGCUUGAGUCUGGCCCUUUGUCCCUUGUCCAUAUAUACAAUAGUUGAGUUGGUUCUGAAAGCAUUUGCAUGUGUCAGCGGGACAUCUUAGAGCAGGAUUUUCAUGUUUUUUUAUUUUGUAUGAUGCUUGAUUUGUGUGGUGUGAUUGAUUUCUGACUAUACUAUAUACUUUGGUGUGUCUCACUAUAUGAAAUUCAUAUUCUUUGUAGCCUUCAAAGUUUAU